GCGGCGACGGUGCCGCGGGGGGUCGGUCAGCGGGAUUAUUCGGUCACCAUGCCAAGACCACACCAGUAACCAGUUCAACCACACCACAGACCAGUUCAACCACACCACGGACCAGUUCAGCCAAACUAACCAGACAGCAUGGAUAUCAUGGUGGCCAAGAUCCUGUGCCUGCUGGGGGUGUUUGCUCUCAUGCUUGGCGGGGUCCUUGUCCCAGUGCGCCUCCUUCAGGUGGAUUAUGAGAAAGCCCAGCGGUACCGGAAGGCUCUGGCGCUCUGUAACUCGUUCGGAGGGGGUGUCUUCCUUGCCACCUGCUUCAAUGCUCUGCUGCCUGCCGUCAGGGAUAAGGUUGAUGAAGUGUUUAAAGAGUUGAAGAUAAACUCGGACUACCCUCUGGCAGAAACCAUGAUGAUGCUGGGCUUCUUCUUCACUGUUUUCGUAGAACAGGCUGUCCUCACCUUCAGGAAGGAGAAGCCCUCCUUCAUUGACAUGGAGACGUUCAACACCGGCGGCUCAGAGGCGGGGAGUGACUCUGAGUAUGACACCCCCUUCAUCUCCCCGACACGCAGCACCCCAGCCAGCCACCACCACUCCCGUGGGCACCACCACAGUCACCUCAGCCCAACAGAACUGGCUGGAGCAGGACCACUGCGCCUAGCCAGCCUGGUUCUGGCUCUUUCAGCCCACUCAGUGUUUGAGGGCCUCGCCCUGGGACUCCAGGAGAACGGACCCAAGCUGGGCAGCUUGUUUCUGGGAGUGGCGAUCCAUGAGACCCUGGCAGCUGUGGCACUGGGGGUGAGCAUGGCGAAGGUGGGUCUGCUGAUGAAGGAUGCCAUCAAAUUAGGCAUCACAGUCAGUCUGAUGAUCCCGCUGGGCAUCGGGGUGGGCAUGGGCAUUGAGUCGGCGCAGACAUUAGCGGGGAGUAUCGUGUCUGUGGUUCUCCAAGGCAUGGCUGCUGGAACGUUCCUGUUCGUCACUUUUUUUGAGAUUCUCUCUAGGGAGCUGGAGGACAAACAGGACAGGCUGCUGAAGGUGCUGUGUCUGGUUUUAGGAUACGGGGUGCUGGCAGGUUUGGUGUUUAUCAAAUGGUGAUGUACAAGAUGACACUGGAUCUUUUUUAACGCAUUGAAAUAGACUGUUGGCAUCCCAUUUGAACAGUGUUGGCAUACACUUUGCAAAACGGCCAAACCAAAGGAAGCUUUAUAACUUGUUCCUCAUAAUGGUGCCAUGCCAUAUUAAAUCAGCUCCCCUACAAUAAUGGUGUAUUUCCAUUUUAAAUCAAAUAUGGCGAGAGUUACUUCCGGAGCAGUCUCAGAUUAAUGCUUGUGUUACUGCAGUUGGUGGAUUUCUGAUUUCACAGGCAUUAAAUCUGCUUCCUCUCCAGCAUCUCUUGGCCCAAAAUUUGAAUAGCGAUGUUCCUCUGCCUUUAUAUGGACAGUAGAAACUAUUCUUAUUUAUUUAUACUCUGUAGGAAACCUUAGCUGAUAUCUCUUGGAGUACUUGCCAUAAUCUAGCACAAUCUUUUACCUGCGAGUGUUUGUGGGAUUAAAUGUAGUAAAUUAAUGUUAUUGUAGUAACUGUAUGGGUGUCCCAGGAGCAUCAUUGCAUAAAGAUAAUCUUUCCUCCUUUUACUCACAGUGGCAGAAUGGACGUUUCUGGGUGAUUCUGGAAAACCCAUCCUUGUACAUAAGAUAAGAAAAGAUGUACUUUAUUAAUCCCUUUGGGGAAAUGCAUCCUGUGCAUUUAACCCAUCCCAAAACACACACACUGGAAACAGCUGGCAGCUGUGGUGCAGCGCCCGGGACCAACUCCAGUUCUUCUUUCCAUUGCUGCCUUGCUCAGGGGCACAGACAGGAGUAUUAAUGCUAACAUGCAUGUCUUUUUGAUGGCGGGAGGAAACCGGAGCACCGGGAGGAAACCCAUGCAGACACGGGGACAACAUGCAAACUCCACACAGAAAAGACCUGGGGGGCAUCCAGGUGGCGUGGCGGUCUAUUCCGUUGCCUAUCAACGCAGGGAUCGGUGGUUUGAAUCCCUGUGUUACCUCCGACUUGGUUGUGCCUCCCUACAGACACAAUUGGCCGUGUCUGCGGGUGGGAAUCCAGAUGUGGGUAUGUGUCCUGGUUGCUGCACUAGCACCACCUCUGGUCAGUUGGGGCGCCUGUGCAAGAGGGAGGGGGAACUGGGGGGAAUAGCGUGAUCCUCCCACGCACUACGUCCCCCUGGUGAAACCCCUGUCGAGUGAAAAGAAGCAGCUGGCGACUCCACAUGCAUCGGAGGAGGCAUGUGGUAGUCUGCAGCCCUCCCCGGAUCGGCAGAGGUGGUGGAGCAGCAACCAGGACGGCUCAGAAGAGUGGGGUAAUUGGCUGGAUACAAUUGGGGAAAAAAAGGGGGGAAACCCCCCCCCCCCCCCAAAAAAAAAGACAAGGACCUGGGACGGCCUGGGGUUUGAACCCUGGACCUCGUAGUAUGUGAAUGUUAUUGUAGCAAUUAUGUGAGUUUUUCAGGAGCAUCAUCAAAUCAAGAUCAUCUUUUCUGUUUCCUCACAGUGGAAGUAUGGAUGUUUCUGGGUGAUUCUGAUGAACCCAUCUUUGUACAUUUCCUACUGUGCAGUUCAUGUAUGAUGUGUAUGUGAGUCCUGUGGCAUCAACCUAAACAUGAAGUUAUUAUGGGAUGCAUCAGCCUCACUGUAAAGAUAGUAGCUUGUGUUCUUGUAUAUUAUUAGGAGUUAAAACUAUAUCUGGCUCAUAUCUCAGCCUUUAUCUUGUUUAUUUCCCAAAUCCCACCCUUGCAUUUCUAUCCAAAAUGGCUUGGUUAGGAACUGAACAGGAUGUAUCAAUAAAAUUCUUUAAAUUAGGGAUGACAUAAGGUUGUAUACGAGCGUUAAACAGCUUUUUCUGUGUUUCAGCCUAGAGGUUCCUCAAAGGAGUCAAGUAAAAUGUUCCACAGGUUAACAUUGUGAUCCUGAAUGAUAUUCCCAUCAUGCUCUCUCUUCAUCCAGUAUGUCUAUCAUGUUGUAUUUCUCUGGAGGAAACCUGUAAAGUGCUUUAUAAUAAAGGUGUACUUUUACCGGUCUUGAA
Lampris incognitus (smalleye Pacific opah) is the source of this 3077-nucleotide messenger RNA. Its product is annotated as zinc transporter ZIP3-like. Bases 139 to 1089 code for a protein of 316 amino acids. Gene Ontology annotation, cellular component: plasma membrane. The record is from RefSeq and is a predicted model, not a curated record. NCBI's taxonomy places the organism in Eukaryota, Metazoa, Chordata, Actinopteri, Lampriformes, Lampridae. Gene Ontology annotation, molecular function: zinc ion transmembrane transporter activity. Gene Ontology annotation, biological process: zinc ion transmembrane transport. The transcript has 4 exons.